This is a messenger RNA of Linum tenue, 1401 nucleotides long. The record is from the annotation of a GenBank genome assembly. Lineage: Eukaryota; Viridiplantae; Streptophyta; Magnoliopsida; Malpighiales; Linaceae.
GCCCAAACAAACCAAAACCACACGAAAAUCGUAGGGAACAGAAAAUUUGAAAAUCUCAUCCCUCCCCUCUAAUUUCCGAUUUUUUCUUUCUUUUUUCUGAAAACACACCACCACCACACAUGGUUUCAGAACUCACAAUGGAAAGAGAUGACUACUGCUGUCGCCGCCGCACCCGUCUUCUCUCCCGCCGUCGCCAUUCACCACCAUCGCCGCCGUACGAGCACCACCAUCCUCACUUCCCUCCCAGCCUUCCCCUCUUCCCGCGCCAUCUCCCGGCGUAGCUUGAAAGUCAGGAAUGGCGAUUCCUCUUCGGAAACUGGCGCCGGCGGAGAAGGGAGGUCGGAGGCGGACAAGAUCGUGGACGGGAUGGAAUUCGGGGAGCUGUGCAACGAGUUUGAGUGUAUAAGCAGUCCUCAGGUGGAAUCCACGGCCAGGCAGCUCGCCCGUGACAUUUUUCAGCUUCGUCAGGGAAACCGUGCCCUUGGAACUUUCGCCGCCUCGGUUACAUACAAGGUAAAUGGAUUUCAGGAUCCAGUCAGAAGUUUUACUGGUCGAGACAAGUACAAAAGGCCUCUCUGGUUCACUGAUGCCCUCCAAAACCCUACCCCGAGCGUGCAAGAAAUGGUGAUGCUUUCGACCAGCUUGCUGAGGAUCCGAUGGACAGUGAGAGGGAAGCCGAAAUCCUUCCUCGGUGCUUUGCUAGCCGGAGAGCUGAUAAUCAAAGUCAACUCCGAGUUCACUCUGAACCAGAUCAGUGGCCAGGUAAUCCAGCACCAAGAGUCCUGGGACCUAUCAGCUUCAUCACCUCCUGGACAGGCAUUCUUCUGGGCGUCUCGACGCCUUUUUGCCACCGUCGAAGCAGGGAAAGACUUGGGUGUGCUCUUCAAAGAUCUGAGCAGUCGCAUUUCAAUCCAGAAGGACAGCUCCGACGACAUCUAUCCCGACCCCUCUGGCGAUCCCACGAAAUUCUUUCAGACGGAUGACAGCUUUCAACGAGACGCAUACCAGAUCGCUCUGUUUCUAGCCGUGGUCUACCUCGUUUUCCAGUUCCUGAAGAUAACUUUGUAGAUUGUAGUCCUAUGUAUAAAGCAUAUAUUGAUACUCUUGCUCCCCUAUCCCCUGUGCACAAUACUUUCUGGUGAUGAACGGCAUGGUUUUGCAUUGCAAAACACUGACCAAAGUAUAAUACAUAAUCUUUUCAAUUUUUACAUUUCAAACCUCGACCUUAAGACAUAGGAUUGUAAUUCUGUACUCAUUUCUCCAGUAUGUGUUCAUCUCGACUACCCCUACGUUCACUUUACUACUUACCAAGACUUUAGCUCUUGAUCCGAUCAACCAUAGUGGUUUCGAGACCCUGGUAUCGUCACAAAAGAUCAAAUUACAUACCAUAGGCUCCGUAUA